CAACAAAAACAAACAACAACAUCGAAAACGAUCAAUCAAAUACGAUUAUCAUACCUAUCAUUAUUAUCAUCAAGAAUGGAUAAUGAGCAAUCAUUAUCAUCUAGGACAAUCAAUUGUUAUCACCCAUUACAAUCGAAAACGACGAAGACAACAACAAAUAACAAAUCAUAUAAAAUCAAUCCGGCCAAAUCAUUUUACAACAAUCAAACAACAAAUAUGGCAAUGGUCAUUAUUAAUGUUAAUGUUAUUUGUAUCAUUGGAAAUCACAAUAAUCAAUGUAAAUGGCCAACAACAACAACAACAACAACAAGCAUAUCAUGUUCCAUUUGCCAAUCUACAAUCAUUAUCAUCAUUGGUGAUUGGUAUGCAACAACAACAACCAACAUUCAACAUUCAUCAUUAUCCAUCAUCGUAUCUGGCACCAUCAGUGGCUAAAAUUGGUGCUAUAUUUCAUCAUCAAGAAAAUUUCGAACAUUUAUCAUCUUCAUCCUCAUCAUCACCAUUAUCAGCUUCAUCAUUACAAUCGAGCAUAAUUUCAUCAUCAUCACCAUCAAACAUCGGAAGCAAAACAUCGAGCUCCAACUUAAUACAACAACAAUCAUCAUCCGCAAGUGCCGCAACAAAUGCAAUAUUUCAAUCACAAUCAUCAAUAGCAACGAAUAACAAUCGACCAAGUCCAUCAAUAUUGGGCAGUAAUAAUGAUAAUGACGAAUUCGAAGCAGAAAUCGCAUUUCGUUAUGCUGUCAAACGUAUCAAUAAAGAUCGUAACAUUCUACCGAACACAACAUUGAUUUAUGAUAUCGAGUAUAUAUCACGUGAUGAUAGUUUUCAUGCCGCCAAAAAAGCCUGUAAACUAAUUCGUGAUGGUGCUGUGGCAAUAUUCGGACCAUCCGAUGAUCGUAUCGGAGUACAUGUACAAUCCGUUUGUGAUACAUUAGAUAUUCCGCAUCUGGAAACGCGUAAACAUAAUCUUAAUAUUGGGAAAGAAUUUUCUAUUAAUCUACAUCCAGGAGCGUUUGCCGUUGCUCAAUCAAUACGCGUAUUAAUCACAUUUCUAAAUUGGACACGAAUCGCUGUCAUUUAUGAGGAUGAUAUUAAUUUGAUCGGCCUACAAGAGCUAACAACAUUACCAUUGGCAAAAAAUGUCCAGUUCUUUUUUCGUAAAACACAACAGGAUUCAUUUCGUGAAACAUUAAUGGAUCUUCGUGAUCGAGAAAUCUAUACGAUGGUUGUCGAUAUACCACAUGAACAUUUACCGAGCUUUUUCACCGCCAUCUUACAAAUCCAGAUGAAUGAAAAUCGUUAUCAUUAUCAUUUCACAACAUUUGAUUUAGAAAUAUUUGAUCUUGAAGAUUUUAUGUAUAAUGAAGUGAAUAUCACUGCUUAUCGAAUUGUUGAUUAUUCGAAUCCUAUGAUACGAUCAAUGCUAAAAGAAAUGAGUAAAUAUUAUCCAGAUAUUGCCAGACAAUUAUUACAUCAAAAUCAUUUGAUUAAGGCUUCUUCAGCAAUGAUGUUCGAUUCGGUGUACGCAUUUGCGCGUGGUUUGAAUCAAUUAUCAUCAUCAAUUACAAUGCUCAAUAGUUUUGCAUCAUGCUCAAAUGAGACGGCCUGGAAUAAUGGUCUUACAUUAUACAAUUAUAUUGAUUCGUUAUCAUUUCACGGCAUGACCGGUCCGGUUAUGUUCAAAGAAGGCAUUCGACAUAAUAUGCGAAUGGAAUUAUUAAAAUUACGUAAUUUUCGUUUAGAAAAAGUUGGUGAAUUCUUUUACAGUACUUCACUAUUAAACAUAACAAAUAUGGAUGCAUUUUUAACAUCAAAACAACGUAACGUAACAUUACGUGUGACAACAGUUAUGAUGGAACCAUACAUUCGUCAAAUGCGUUCCAGUAAUAAAUCAUUUGAAUUGAAACUAUUACAAGCUGAAAAAAUACGAUACGAAGGUUAUUGCAUUGAUUUAUUGAAUGCAAUUUCCAAAAAUCUAGGUUUCACAUAUGAAUUGUAUGAAGUUGAAGAUGGUCGAUUCGGUGCACUAGAUGAGCAAACUGGUGAAUGGCAUGGUCUUGUACGUGAAUUGAUUGAUAAACGAGCUGAUCUAGCAAUUGGUCCAUUGACCAUAAGUUAUGCACGUGAAAAUGUUAUCGAUUUUACCAAACCAUACAUGAAUCUAGGUAUCGGAAUCCUAUUCAAAAUGCCCACACAUGCCCCUACACGUUUGUUUUCAUUCAUGUCACCAUUGGCUGUUGAUAUUUGGCUAUAUGUUGUCGCCGCAUAUGUUUUGGUCAGUUCUACAUUAUUCAUUGUGGCCAGAUUUAGUCCAUACGAAUGGAUCAAUCCGCAUCCGUGCAUACCGGAUUCAGAAUCAAUCAAAAUCAAUCAAUUCAAUUUGGCCGAUUCAUUCUGGUUUACGGUGGUAACGUUGAUGAAACAAGGAUGUGAUAUGAAUCCGAAAUCAAUGUCGACAAGAAUAAUCGGUGCAAUAUGGUGGUUUUUUACAUUGAUUCUCAUCAGUUCAUACACCGCCAAUCUAGCUGCAUUCUUAACGGUCGAACGUAUUACCACACCGAUAGAAAGUGUCGAAGAUUUAGCUCAUCAAUCGAAAAUUCGUUAUGGUACUCUACGUAACAGCAGUACAAUGAGUUUUUUUCGAGAUUCGAAAUUCCCAAUCUAUCAGAAAAUGUGGCAAUUUAUGGAAAAACAUCCUGAAAAUUUUGCCGCCAGCUAUGAAGAAGGCCGUAAACGUGUGUUGAUGGGUGAUUAUGCUUUUCUGAUGGAAUCAACAAUGAUCGAUUAUAUGGUUCAACGAGAUUGUAAUCUAGUACAAAUUGGUGGCCUACUUGAUUCCAAAGGCUAUGGUAUUGCCACACAAAUGGGAUCCGAAUGGAAGGAUAAAAUUUCAUUGUCAAUUCUUGGUCUGCAGGAAAACGGUGAACUACAAAUGAUAUACGAUAAGUGGUGGAAAAGUCCUGGCCUCACCUGUACAGAUGAACUAAAAAACAAAGAUGGAAAAGCCAAUCCAUUAGGUCUAGGUAAUAUUGGUGGUGUAUUCGUUGUUUUAUUGCUUGGACUAGUAGCAGCAAUGAUCUCUGCCAUGCUAGAAUUCAUGACACAUGUGAAACGAAUCAACGUUCGUAUGGAUGAUGUAUUCACACCGGAUCUUAUAUUAUAUGAUUCAAUACAACCAACAAAUAUGAUGAAAAAAUUUAAUAAUGCCGAAUUGAUUAUCACAAAUGAUGGAACCGUACAUUGGUCACCAUUAUUGCGAAUGCAAUCAAUUUGUCGACUAAAUAUUCAGGAUUGGCCUUAUGAUCAACAAAAGUGUUCGCUUAUAUUUAUUUCAUGGUCAUAUCCUAUCGAUGCAUUGGCUCUUUAUAUUUCAACUAAAUCGAUAAAUGUUCGUGAUCUAUGGCCAAACAAUGAAUGGGAGGUAAUAGGCACAUCAUGUGAUACAUUAAUCGUAAGCGAUAUUCCAGGCCGUCCAGAUUUAUUUUUUCCCGGUGUCAAAUAUACAAUAUCUGUUCGACGACGUUCAACACCAUAUCCAUAUCUAAUCGAUGCACCAAUCAUAUGUACAACCAUUAUAAAUAUUAUAUCGAUAUGGUUGAUUGAUCCGUUCGAUCCGAAAAGAAUCCGAUUUCAAUUAAAUCGGCUAAGUUUUUUCAUCAUAUUAAUCACUUCAUUCUAUCCAUCCUACAUAUUGGGUCUAGGAAUGUUUGGCACCACUCGAUUAGUAAAAUUUCUUGGUUCAAUGAUGGUUAGUUCGGCUGUUUUAAUGUUAUGGUCAGCAUUAUCAAUGAAUAUUAUUCAAUCGACAAAACCGAAUCCAAUAACCGAACAAAUAUGGCGUAAUAUGACUCAACGUGCUUUAAAUUGGCGAUUAAUUCGAUUCAAUCAUUAUAAUAUUCAUGCUAAUGAUGCUAAUGAUGAUGACGAUAAUGGUGGGGAUCGACAAUCAUCAAUCAAUGAACAACGUCGACGAAAUUAUCUCUUUGUCAUCCUAAUAGAUCGUGUAUUGUUGAUUAUAUUUCUUAUCAUAUUCUUUAUGUUUUAUAAAUUUUAAAUACAAAAAUAAGACUGAAUAAUAAAAAGGA
Dermatophagoides pteronyssinus (European house dust mite) is the source of this 4088-nucleotide messenger RNA. Its product is annotated as glutamate receptor ionotropic, kainate 2-like. Gene Ontology annotation, cellular component: membrane. The record is from RefSeq and is a predicted model, not a curated record. Lineage: Eukaryota; Metazoa; Arthropoda; Arachnida; Sarcoptiformes; Pyroglyphidae. Gene Ontology annotation, molecular function: ligand-gated monoatomic ion channel activity; signaling receptor activity. Gene Ontology annotation, biological process: monoatomic ion transport.